This is a messenger RNA of Coffea eugenioides, 658 nucleotides long. Its product is annotated as glutaredoxin-C11-like. The record is from RefSeq and is a predicted model, not a curated record. The coding region runs from base 231 to 539 and encodes 102 amino acids. NCBI's taxonomy places the organism in Eukaryota, Viridiplantae, Streptophyta, Magnoliopsida, Gentianales, Rubiaceae. The transcript has a single exon.
GACUCGCAUUCCACACAGCACAGUCUAGUCUGUCUAAUUGUAAGACUCAAUUACUUUUACUCGCUCCCCAAAUAGUAUUUGAUAGCUUAGUUUAGCUCUUCCAGCUAGUUAGCUCCCAGAAAUUAAACCUUACAAGCCCUCUGAAUUUAAGUGAAGAUUGAACUUGUAGUUGCAUUACUACAGCAUUAAUUGGCCACGGGCUUUCCGCAUUUUUUACUGCGCUUGUUGGAAUGGAUACGAUAAGAGAUUUGGCUUCAAAAAAGGCAGCAGUGAUCUUUACCAAGAGCUCGUGUUGCAUGUGUCACAGCAUCAAGGCGCUCUUCUAUGAACUUGGUGCAAGUCCCGCUGUUCACGAACUUGAUCACGAUGCAAGCGGAAGGGAAAUGGAGAGGGCCUUGCGGAGCUUAGGAUGCAAUCCGGCUGUUCCUGCUGUUUUUAUUGGAGGUGAAUUUGUAGGAUCGGCUAAGGAUGUUAUAUCCCUUCACGUCGAUGGAUCUCUAAAACAAAUGCUCAUUAAUGCCAGGGCUAUUUGGUUCUAACAGUAAACGAUAUCCAUGUUUUCUGUUUCUUGAGAAACAACUAGUACCGUGACUAAAAGCUGUUUAAGGUACUCAGCAUUCUAGUUUUUCUUCUGUCAAGGUUGCCAAACUUUUAAAGA